CCUCUUCAUGUCACUUCAACUUAGAUUACAUCACUUCAAAGAAAAUCAUCUCUUCCUCGUCGAUACAACUUUGCUAACUUUCCGACAAAAGUAUAACAAGAGUUCAAUGGCGGUUUCUAAUUCUCUAACAAUCUCUCCAAGAAAACUCCGGUCUGACCUUUACUCUUACUCGAACCAAGACAAUACCAAGACACCGCUGGUUAUCUCUGUUUUAUCUUCUCUUAUCGACCGAACUCUAACUCGAAACCAGAGAAUCAGUCGUAAAGCUUCGCCGGCCUCGUCUACUUCCGGCCGGAGUGGCAAAACUGAGAUCUUUGAUUGCCGUGAAAUUCCAGAUAUGACCAUCCAAUCGUACCUAGAGAGAAUUUUCCGGUACACUAAAGCCGGUCCAUCGGUUUACGUGGUGGCUUAUGUCUACAUUGACCGGUUCUGUCAACUCAAUCCCGGUUUUAGAAUCAGUCUCGCUAAUGUACAUAGCCUCUUAAUCACCACCAUCAUGAUCGCUUCUAAAUACGUCGAAGAUUUGAAUUACAGAAAUUCAUAUUUUGCCAAAGUAGGUGGAUUAGAGACAGAGGAUUUGAACAAAUUAGAGUUAGAGUUUCUGUUCUUGAUGGGAUUCAAGCUACAUGUUAAUGUGAGUGUGUUCGAGAGUUAUUGUUGUCAUCUCGAAAGAGAGGUCAGCUUUGGAGGAGGUUAUCAGAUUGAGAAGGCAUUGCGUUGCGCCGAAGAAAUCAAAUCUAGACAAAUGAUCGUUCAAGAUCCUAAACAUCAUCAUCAUCAUCAUCAUCAUCAGUUUGCUCGAGUCUUUUUGUAGACAAAGAAACUCUUCUUUUUUAGUUCGUAGUUUUGUCGUUUGUGCUUGUGAUCUUGACUUUCUGUUGGUCAGAGUUUUAUUGGCAUGGUGUUGGUGUAAAUGUAAAUAUAAUUAAGUAGAGAUAGCAGUGAUGUAUGUACUGAGCAUUGUAUAUAGAUUCACUAUCUAUUGAAGUUG
Molecule: messenger RNA, 991 nt
Organism: Brassica oleracea var. oleracea
Lineage: Eukaryota; Viridiplantae; Streptophyta; Magnoliopsida; Brassicales; Brassicaceae
Product: cyclin-U2-2
Exons: 2
Coding region: 8-814 (268 amino acids)
Biological process (GO): regulation of cyclin-dependent protein serine/threonine kinase activity
Molecular function (GO): protein kinase binding
Source: RefSeq, a predicted model, not a curated record